Molecule: messenger RNA, 2864 nt
Organism: Scatophagus argus
Lineage: Eukaryota; Metazoa; Chordata; Actinopteri; Scatophagidae
Gene: cdc27
Product: cell division cycle 27
Exons: 20
Coding region: 164-2575 (803 amino acids)
Biological process (GO): cell division
Molecular function (GO): protein binding
Source: RefSeq, a predicted model, not a curated record
CUACUUUCUUCGACAUUCGUCGGCUGUAUUCGGUUGGUAACGGUCGGCGUGUUCGGUUCAAAUCUUCGGCCGAAGCUCCUCCUGGAGACUGUAGUAAAGAAAGAGCCGAGAGAAAAGAGGGAAAACAGACGACAAAAACCGAUAGACGGGGUCUCGAAGCGGUAUGACGGUGCUGCAGGAACCUGUCCAGGCUGCAGUGUGGCAGGCCCUGAACCACUACGCCUAUCUGGAUGCUGUUUUCCUUGCUGAAAGACUCUACGCUGAAGUGAGGUCAGAGGAGGCCCUCUACCUGCUGGCCACAUGUUAUUACCGCUCUGGGAAGCCUUAUAAAGCCUACCGCCUGUUGAAGGCUCACAGCUGCUCCACACCGCAGGUUCGAUUCCUCUUGGCGAAGUGCUGCGUUGAACUCAGCAAGCUGGCUGAAGGCGAGCAGGUUCUUAUUGGUGGAGUGCUGAACAAGCAGAAGAGUCAGGAUGACAUCAUCACUGAGUUUGGAGAAUCUGCCUCCUUCACGCUGUCAUUACUGGGACACAUUUACUGUAAGACAGAUCGUGUUGCUAAAGGUGCUGAGUGUUUCCAGAGAAGUUUAACUCUCAACCCGUUCCUCUGGUCACCUUUUCAGAACCUCUGCCACCUAGGAGACAAGCCAGAUCCAGAUCAGGUCUUCAGAUUGUCCUCCCUACAGAACUCUUCUAUAGUCCCCCCCCCUCCCUCUGUGAGUCCCGCCCAGAACUCCUCCCACCGCCUUGACACGGCCCUCAUGGAGACGCCACAGGACACACUGGAGUUAAAUCGUUUGAAUCUAGAAUCGUCUAAUGGAAAACUGACAUCUGAUUUGUCAGUUUCCUACAUUGACUCUUCCCUUAUCUCCCCGGAGACUGGCUCCAUAUUGGGUAACACAGUUUCCAUGGCAUCAGCUGCCUCCCUAUUGGCUAAACAGAAUAAGCCCAAGAGUGGGCGGAGUUUACUUGGAGGACCUGCUGCACUCAGCCCACUGACGCCCAGUUUUGGUAUCCUGCCCCUGGAGCCGAGCCCUGGAGACCCCACAUAUCUACAGAACUAUUCAGCUACCAUGGAAACGCAGUCUACAGCUCCCAGCAAGAAGUCGGUCUCCAGGAUCAGUCAGUCAAAGUCUGUUUUCAGUCAGAGUGGCAACAGCAGGGAUGUUCUCCCCAUCCCCUUCAACCAAUCACAGACCUCGGCCCCUCAUACCAGUGGCUCUCCUCAGGUCCUCAGUCCCAGUAUGUCUGGUCCUCCAAAUGUUCAGCCCAGAAGAAGCUCCAGACUGUUUACUAGUGCCAGCUCUACUGCCAAGGAGAAUAGUAAGAAGUUAAAGAUGAAGUUCCCUACAAAGAUCCCUAACAGGAAAACUAAAUGUAAAUCAGCAAAGACCACAAACAGCAGCAACCUGAAUGAGAGUCUAGACAUCCUGAGACUGGAUCCUGGUUUGAGUCUCCCAGAUACAAAGAUUCCUCAGUACCAGAGGGCUGCUGCAGAUAGCGUGAUGGCGUUGCUGCGGGAACUGGGCCGUGGUUACCAGGCACUGUGCUCGUACAAUUGCAGAGAAGCGAUCAACAUCCUCACCUCCCUUCCUCCCCAGCACUACAACACUGGCUGGGUGCUCACCCACAUCGGCAGGGCUUACUUCGAGCUGGCCGAAUACACACAGGCGGAGCGUCUGUUCAGCGAGGUUCGCAGGAUUGAGUCGUACAGAGUUGAGGGUAUGGAGAUUUACUCCACCACACUGUGGCACCUCCAAAAAGAUGUGGCCCUGUCUGCCCUCUCUAAAGACCUGACCGACAUGGACAAGAACUGUCCUGAAGCCUGGUGUGUAGCAGGAAACUGUUUCAGUCUUCAGAGGGAGCACGACAUUGCCAUCAAGUUCUUCCAGAGAGCCAUCCAGGUGGACCCAGGCUUUGCUUAUGCCUACACUCUGCUGGGUCAUGAGUUUGUUUUGACAGAGGAGUUGGACCGAGCACUCGCCUGCUUUCGCAACGCCAUCCGAGUCAACAACAGACACUACAACGCAUGGUACGGUCUGGGGAUGAUUUACUACAAACAGGAGAAGUUCAACUUGGCAGAAAUCCACUUUAAGAAGGCACUGAGCAUCAAUCCUCAGAGCUCCGUGCUCCUCUGUCACAUUGGAGUGGUGCAGCAUGCGUUGAAGAAGUCGGAUGCCGCUUUAGAGACUCUGAACAGGGCGAUCGGCAUCGACCCAAAAAACCCACUCUGCAAGUUCCACCGAGCGUCCAUACUGUUCGCCAACGACAAGUACAAGGCGGCCCUUCAGGAGCUGGAGGAGCUCAAACAGAUUGUUCCCAAAGAGUCUUUGGUUUACUUUCUCAUAGGAAAGGUGUAUAAGAAGCUGGGUCAGACUCACCUGGCUCUGAUGAACUUCAGCUGGGCGAUGGAUCUGGAUCCUAAAGGAGCAAACAACCAGAUCAAAGAAGCCAUUGACAAGCGAUACCUGCCAGAGGACGAAGCGGCGGAGGUGGACGACAGUCAGGACAGUAGUAUCAUGACGGAUGCUGAUGACACACAGCUCCACACAGCUGAGAGUGAUGAUGUCCUUUAACCCCGCCUCUUCAUUUAACCCCUGCCUGAGCCACACCCCACCCCCUUUCUCUGAUUGGCUGGAGGAGUCCUGUUGCUUGGCAACAUUUUGACAGACAUAUCUUCAGUUUAGCUCCUCCUUGUCCUCCUUCCUGUCCUGUGAUUGGCUGAAACAGACUGCUGCUGCCAUGAAGUCCCACCCCCUCCUUUUCCUUGUAUGUCAUCAAGCUCGUCCUUUGACAUCACAGCUUUUUUUUUUAAGUUCUUUUUACCAUCGUUAUGGAAAUAAAUGAAUAAAAACGUGAACUCCA